AAUUAGAUUUAGGGAAACGUAAAGACUUCAUUAUGGAAUAAAUCGUGAGGACUUUUAAGUCAUUUUGCAUCUCACUCUCACGCCGUAACAGUCUCUCUCUAUGACACAAAGCGACGGUGUUCCCGUUCUGUUCCGUUCCGUUAAGUUUCGGACUUAUAUUACAGAACUGAACAAUCGUUGUCUUCAAGUACGAGAUUUGUCUGAUUUUUCCAAAGCGCCGAUUCGAAGAUUUGAAUCCAUUUCAGUGAUGCCGUUUUGGAAGAUGAGCGCAAGAGAUGUCACUGGAUUCAAAUUCCUCUUCUCACUCGUCUUCAUCUACGCUUUAAUGUCAGCUAUUGUUUACUCCGUCCUCCACAUGAAAUUCAUCUCUCCGCUUCCGGCAAACGCUCCUCUCGAACGAUUCUCUGAAGCUAGAGCCGUCGAACACAUCCGUGUCUUGGCUGAAGAGAUCGAUGGUCGUCAGGAAGGACGACCUGGACUUAAAGAAGCUGCAACGUAUAUAAAAUCGCAAUUGGAGAUGGUGAAGGAGAGAGCUGGACCAAAUUUAAGGGUUGAAGUGGAAGAGACUCAAGUGGAUGGUUCCUUUAGCAUGAUGUUUCUAGGACACAGCAUAUCACUUGGAUACAGAAACCAUACUAAUAUACUUAUGCGUAUCUCGUCAAUGAAUUCUCUUGACACUGAUGCAUCUGUAUUGAUGAAUGCACAUUAUGACAGUCCUGUUAACUCUCCUGGAGCUGGUGAUUGUGGGUCAUGUGUAGCAUCACUACUUGAAUUAGCAAGACUGGUAGUGGAUUCUGGUUGGGUCCCGCCUCAACCUGUAAUUUUUCUCUUCAAUGGUGCUGAAGAGCUUUUUAUGCUGGGCUCACACGGCUUCAUGACGAAGCAUAAGUUGAAAGAUACCAUUGGAGCUUUUAUAAACGUGGAAGCCUCUGGGACAGGGGGUAUUGAUCUGGUCUGCCAAUCAGGGCCUGGCUCGUGGCCAUCUUAUGUCUACUCUCAAGCAGCAGUGUAUCCAAUGGCACAGAGUUCUGCACAGGAUGUUUUCCCUGUAAUUCCUGGAGACACAGAUUACAGAAUGUUUGCAGAAGAUUAUGCCGACAUUCCCGGGCUAGACAUUAUCUUUCUUCUGGGCGGUUACUACUACCAUACUACCUUCGAUACAGUGGACAGAAUAGUACCUGGAAGCAUGCAAGCACGUGGAGAAAACUUAAUCAGCGUGCUUAAAGCCUUCGCGAGUUCUUCUAGGCUAAAGGUUGCUAGUGAAAGAAAGACGCUUGACGUGGAUGCCAACAGUGACAUGGUUGAAAGAGCUGUUUUCUUUGAUUACUUAACAUGGUUCAUGGUGUUCUACCCAAGAAGAGUAGCUUUCGUACUUCACAACAUUCCAGCUGCUUUGUUCCUUUGUGUUCCUUUCUUUUUGUAUAUGAUGGACCCUAGGACACACCCUUUGUUAUCAUUCUUCUGGGCUUUCUUUAAAGGAGUUAUGCACCAUUUCGCCGGGAUCUUACUUGGUGUAAUAGUCCCUGUUCUCUUUGCAGUCAUCAGAUUGUUCUUUGCUUAUCCCAUGAGCUGGUUUGCUCAUUCAUACUUAGCUUUCUUGAUGUUCAUCCCCUGCUCAUUUUUUGGCCUUUUAAUUCCAAGAGCUAUCUCUGAUCGUGUCUCACAUUUUCAAGGUGUUUCAUCCAAGAAAAUUAUGAAAGUUGAACCAUCUGAUGAAGCAAGGUUUUGGGGAGCAUUUGGGUUCUAUGCUUUUGCAACUUCGGCAUAUUUUUUCGCUGGAUUAAAUGGAGGAUUCAUGACAUUUGUCAUCUCCAUUUCUAUGCUACUAGGGUGGAUUGCUUUCUAUUUGUCAGUCAAGUCCUAUGGCUAUAAUUCGAUCAAGUCUCCCAUGUUUUAUGUGAUAGCUCUUGUUCCAUGCCUUCUGUAUUCUCUCUAUUUUGGUGGUAUUCUUACACUAUUAUUAAUUGAGAAGACGGGAAUGAUGGGAGCAAUUCCACCACCUUAUGGAUUUUAUCUAGCAGAUGUAGCAGUAGCUGCAGUCAUUGGAAUCGUCACCGGCUUGUGUUUGGGUCCAAUAAUACCAAUUUGUGAUCGUUGGCUGGCCAAGUCGUCGAUCUUGAAAUUCUUGCUUCACUUCACUGUAGUCAUGUUGGCGGUAUCAUCACAGUUCUUUCCUUAUAGCAAAGAUGCACCAAAGAGAGUUGUACUCCAACACACAUUCAUCUCUACUGGUGGAAAUGAAAUCACAGGCUCAAGUUAUGAUUUAGCUGUCAUUGAUUCAAAUUCUAUGGAGUUCAUUUUUAAGCAUGCUCCGGAGGUGGCAAAGGAACUUCAUGUUGGCCCUUCUUUUUCAUUGGGAAACGCUGAAGCGUCUCCUCAAGAAGCUUGGAUGGCACUUUUCCCUAUUUCAUGUGUAUUAACAACAAACGGGAGGUUCCCUGCUAAAGCCAACAAUAUUUUAGAACGAUAUAGCCAAUUCCCACUCCUACAAGCGCAUAAACCGCAAACAACAUUUGAAAAUGGAACUCGCAGAGUUCAUCUGGAGCUCUCUCUGGGGUUAGUUGGACUCCAUAAAGAACUUCUAUUGGUCUUGUUGGUUAUUAACUAUUCCAUUUGCAGGUCGUUGGAGGAGAUUUGGGUCACGGUUUUGAACAUAACCGGACCGUUAUCAGGGUGGUCCUUUGCCGAUGGCAAACCUCCAGCACCUGAACUCCCACCGGGUGGUCCUCCCUCGUACAUAUUGAGACUGAGUGGCAACAGCGAUGAGAAGUGGAACUUCUGGUUAGAGGCAAGUAGUGAAGAAGAAGUGAGAGUAGAUGUAGCUGUUCUUGAUCAACGUCUUGAUGAAGAAACUAUACAUUUGAAGGGUCUUUUCCCAAAAUGGUCCGAUGUCAUUGCCUACACUAGUUUUCUUUCUACUUACUUGUUCUGAUCGUAGACUAUUUCAUAUUCUCCUUUUGAUAUUUCUAAAACAUUAGAGAAUAAAUAAAUCCGUUCUUAACAUGGGAAAGUUUUUUUUUUUUUGACAUCGGAACCGCAUACUCUAUUUAUACCUAAAUCAUACUAACAUGAGCAAGUCUUAAGUACAUUUUCUUUGUUGAUAUAGUAAUUGUGUACAUUUACUUGGUUCUUUGAUAAUUUAUAAUCUUAUACUUUGAUUGGUG
Messenger RNA from Arabidopsis thaliana (thale cress), 3164 nucleotides. RefSeq names its product Zn-dependent exopeptidases superfamily protein. The coding region runs from base 101 to 2932 and encodes 943 amino acids. Gene Ontology annotation, biological process: proteolysis. The transcript is spliced from 19 exons. The record is from RefSeq and is marked reviewed. NCBI's taxonomy places the organism in Eukaryota, Viridiplantae, Streptophyta, Magnoliopsida, Brassicales, Brassicaceae. Gene Ontology annotation, cellular component: endoplasmic reticulum membrane. Gene Ontology annotation, molecular function: metalloexopeptidase activity.